Messenger RNA from Oxyura jamaicensis (ruddy duck), 2269 nucleotides. RefSeq names its product solute carrier family 18 member A3 (gene SLC18A3). The record is from RefSeq and is a predicted model, not a curated record. Gene Ontology annotation, biological process: chemical synaptic transmission; transmembrane transport. Lineage: Eukaryota; Metazoa; Chordata; Aves; Anseriformes; Anatidae. Gene Ontology annotation, cellular component: AP-1 adaptor complex; terminal bouton; AP-2 adaptor complex. Gene Ontology annotation, molecular function: acetylcholine transmembrane transporter activity. The transcript has a single exon. Bases 1 to 1605 code for a protein of 534 amino acids.
AUGGCGGAGGCAGAGGCGGGGGCGGCGGGGCGGGCGCGGGCCGCCGUGGCGCGGCUCUCGGAGGCGGUGGGCGAGCGGCGGCGGCGGCUGGGAACGGCCAUGGGGGAGGCGCGGCGGCAGCGGCGGCUGCUGCUGCUGGUGGUGUGCGUGGCGCUGCUUCUGGACAACAUGCUCUACAUGGUCAUCGUGCCCAUCGUCCCCGACUACAUCGCGGCCAUGCGCGGCGGAGGGGGCGCCGCCGGCCCGGCCGCGCCCGCGGGGGCCAACGAGAGCGGCGGUAGCGGCGGCGGCGGCAACCGGAGCCUGCUGCCCGCCCGGUACCCGCCGGCCACGGGGGGCAACGAGGACGUGCAGAUUGGCGUGCUGUUCGCCUCCAAGGCCAUGCUGCAGCUGCUGGUGAACCCGCUGAGCGGCACCCUCAUCGACCGCGUGGGCUACGAGUUGCCGCUACUGGCUGGGCUGGCCGUCAUGUUCCUCUCCACGCUCACCUUUGCCUUCGCGGCCAACUACGCGACGCUGUUCGCGGCGCGCAGCCUGCAGGGUCUGGGCUCGGCCUUCGCCGACACGGCCGGCAUCGCGCUCAUCGCCGACCGCUACUCGGAGGAGCCGGCGCGGAGCCGCGCCCUGGGCACGGCGCUGGCCUGCAUCUCCUUCGGCAGCCUGGCCGCGCCCCCCUUCGGCGGCGUCCUCUACCAGUUCGCCGGCAAGCGGGUGCCCUUUCUGGUGCUGGCCGCCGUCUGCCUGCUCGACGGGGUGCUGCUGCUCGCCGUCGAGCCGCCCUGCGGCGCCGGGGCGCGGGACAACAUGCCCGUGGGCACCCCGAUCCACCGCCUCAUGGUGGACCCCUACAUCGCCGUGGUGGCGGGCGCACUGACCACCUGCAACAUCCCCCUGGCCUUCCUGGAGCCCACCAUCGCCAACUGGAUGACGGAGUCGAUGGGGGCCAGCGAGUGGGAGGUGGGCCUCACCUGGCUGCCUGCCUUCUUCCCCCACGUGCUGGGCGUCUACGUCACCGUCCGGCUGGCCGCCGCGUACCCACACCUCCAGUGGUUUUAUGGGGCCCUGGGCAUGGCCAUCAUCGGUGCCAGCUCCUGCCUGGUGCCUGCCUGCAGGAAUUUUGGGCAGGUCAUUGUUCCCCUCUGUGGCAUCUGCUUCGGCAUAGCUCUGGUGGACACGGCCCUGCUGCCCACCCUGGCCUUCCUGGUAGACGUGCGCCAUGUCUCCGUCUACGGCAGUGUCUACGCCAUCGCGGACAUCUCCUACUCCGUGGCGUACGCCCUGGGGCCCAUCGUGGCUGGCCAAAUCGUGCACACCAUGGGCUUUGCGCAGCUCAACCUGGGAAUGGGGCUCGCCAACGUGCUCUACGCCCCUGUCCUCCUCUUCCUCAAAAAUGUCUGCCAAAUGAAACCCUCUCACUCUGAGAGGAACAUCCUCCUUGAAGAAGGACCUAAGGGACUCUAUGACACCAUCAAAAUGGAGGAGUGCAAAGGCAUGGGCAAAAGCCUGCGGCCAGUGGGUCAGACAGAGGAGAAUGUCACAGACUCUUACCGCAGAGACCUGGCAGGGGUGUCUGAGGAGGACUCAUCAGACUACGAGUACAGUUAGGUUCUCCCACGCCGCCUGGGAACAAGGAGGGACGUGUGGGAGAGGGGAGGGGGGGAGAUGAGAGUAUUACUGCGUUCCAUUUCUGUACCGACGUGCAAUAUAUACAGUUUAACCUUUGUCAUGAUGUAAUGGCUUUCUUCUUCUAGACUUAUUUUAAUCGGUAUUUCCUUCAGCAUUCUGGCAAGGUGUGUUGGGGGGGGGGCAAUCCUGAAGAAAAUUAUCAGUGAUAAUUGGUAUAAAUCAGGGGGAGGGUCCUUCCAAAACAAACAACAACAAAAAAAAAAAAAACAACAAACACAAACCAAAAAAACAGCCUCGUUUCUGAAGUAAUUGUGCAAAGUUUUCUCGAGCUGAAACUGUGUGACAUAAUGUAUAUCUCUGUAAAAAAUAAAAAAAGCAAAAAAGUCUGUGUAAAAUUUCAAAUGGCGUAUUCAGGGACUUAAUAAAUCUGGUGUACAUAUACUUAGAUUUUCAGUUGGUUUCACAUAUUUAAGAAGAGCAACAACUAUCACAAUGAUGUCUCAUUCUUCCUUGGGAAUAAACUGAAGUAUUGUACUUUUUUUUCUCUCUCUUGUGCUGCUCUCUGGUAAGUGCAAUAUGCUGUAUUAUGUUCAAGUCCGAACUACAAGAAUAAUAGAACCUGAAUAAAUGGAAUUGAAGGGGA